UGAACUUUUUUCAAACGCAUUAAUUGGACAGCACCUAUGACCUAUAUAUAUUAUAAUAAUAAUCUACAAACGAGUAAAUAUAACUUCUUGGCCAUGCCACACGAGAAACUAGAUAUGCUACACACCGGGGCUUCCAACCCUAUAAAUAUCUGGCAUGAUUAUAUAAUAUAGUUUCAAUUUCAAAACAAUUAAGCAAAUUAAAAGAAAAUAAAAUGGGCAAUCUUGAAAUAUUUCUAGCAAUUAUACUUGGCUGUUUCAUUCUCCUCUUCCUCUUAUUACCAUCAACAACAAAUAUUAAUUACAUUUAUACCCUUCUCCCAUGGAACUGGCCAUUCAUGAAGCUGAUGCCCACAGCUUACCUCAAAAGCCACCAACUCUACGACAAAAUAACCGACGUUUUAUCCGAACACAACGGCACCGUUUUGUUUCAGACAUCGUGGUUCACAAACCUCGAUAUCCUCGUCACGAGUGAUCCGGUCAACGUUCAACACGUGAUGAACUCGAAAUUCACAAUCUAUCAGAGAGGGACGGAGUUUCGAAAAGCGUUCGAUUUCUUGGGGGAUGCGGCUUUCAUUAAAGAGCUCGACGAGUGGAAAGAAGACAAGAAAUUCACCCAUGCUUUCUACAAAGAAAUUCGGUUCCAAAAAUCGAUACCGGAAACAACCCGCCACACUCUCGAGAAAGCCCUAAUCCCGGUUCUCGACCACGCCUCGAGUCAAAACCAGGUCGUUGACUUGCAGGGCCUUUUCCACAGGUACAUGCUGGACGCCACGUGUCUCAUGGCUACAGGAUCCGACUUGGGAUCCCUCCGGGUCGGGUUUCCGGAUUGCCCAUUGCUGGACGCGAUGGAUGACGUGGCGGAGGCGGUUUUCUGGCGGCAGAUUCUGCCGGAGAGGGUUUGGAGGAUGCAGCGGUGGUUGAAUAUUGGGAAGGAGAAGAAAAUGGGCCAUGCAUGCGUCACUCUGAAUCGAAUACUGGCGGGUUACGUGUCCGGCAAGAAACGAGGAAAAGACGACGACGAAAGUUUCGAUGUUUUGAAGUUUUAUAUGGAUGAGGCUUCGACCGAAAAGCAAACGAGUAAUGUGUUUCUAGCUGCGAAUUUAAUGACGCUUUUAUUCGCCGGGAGGGACACGUCUGCCGCACUCCUGACCUGGUUUUUCUACCUCUUGUCGAAAAAUCCGUCGGUCGAAAACGCGAUUUCAGAAGAAAUCGGGCGAUGUGGCGGUGAUAGUAUCGCACCCGGCCGAAAGCACGUUUUUUUUAGACCCGAAGAAUUAAGUAAAUUAGUUUAUCUGCAGUGCGCUUUGAUGGAAACCCUAAGGCUUUUCCCCACUGCGCCGGUUAUAAUUAGGGAUCCGAAUCGAGAAGACGUGCUACCGGGUGGACAGAGAGUGGGUAAGAAAACGAAAGUCGUGCUUUGCACUUACGCGAUGGGGAGGUCGCCGGAGAUUUGGGGCGAAGACUGCGGCGUGUUUAAGCCGGAGAGAUGGAUGUGUGGUGGUGAUGGUGGUGGAGGGGUGAAAGUGAAGCAUGUGGGUUCGAAUAGUUUUCUUGCGUUCGGGGCGGGUCCUUGGGCUUGCCCCGGAAAAGAAGUGGCGUUUGCGAGGCUGAAAGGUGUCGCGGCCACGAUUAUGCACAAUUAUCACGUGCGUGUUUCGGAAGGGCAGACGGCGAGUCCGAGUGUUUCGGCUUUGCUUACCAUGAGGCAUGGUUUGAAGGCCACACUUUCAAACAGAUGGAUUUGA
Molecule: messenger RNA, 1745 nt
Organism: Erythranthe guttata (spotted monkey flower)
Lineage: Eukaryota; Viridiplantae; Streptophyta; Magnoliopsida; Lamiales; Phrymaceae
Product: alkane hydroxylase MAH1
Molecular function (GO): monooxygenase activity; oxidoreductase activity, acting on paired donors, with incorporation or reduction of molecular oxygen; iron ion binding
Source: RefSeq, a predicted model, not a curated record